Messenger RNA from Rana temporaria (common frog), 932 nucleotides. RefSeq names its product proteasome 20S subunit alpha 2 (gene PSMA2). NCBI's taxonomy places the organism in Eukaryota, Metazoa, Chordata, Amphibia, Anura, Ranidae. The transcript has 8 exons. The record is from RefSeq and is a predicted model, not a curated record. Gene Ontology annotation, cellular component: proteasome core complex, alpha-subunit complex; proteasome core complex. The coding region runs from base 69 to 773 and encodes 234 amino acids. Gene Ontology annotation, biological process: ubiquitin-dependent protein catabolic process.
CGGCCCCUGACGUAGCGAGGAGUAGGGCGCUCGCCGCGCGUCUCACAAAGAGGAGGAGCGGAGUGAAGAUGGCGGAACGUGGAUACAGUUUCUCUCUGACUACUUUCAGUCCAUCGGGAAAACUUGUACAGAUUGAAUACGCUUUAGCUGCGGUAGCUGCAGGAGCACCAUCUGUUGGUAUCAAAGCUGCAAAUGGUGUUGUAUUGGCAACUGAGAAAAAACAGAAAUCAAUAUUGUACGAUGAGCAAAGCGUACAUAAAGUGGAGCCAAUUACCAAGCACAUAGGCAUGGUGUACAGUGGCAUGGGCCCAGAUUACAGAGUCCUUGUUCGACGAGCCAGGAAACUAGCCCAACAAUAUUACCUUGUGUAUCAGGAACCUAUUCCAACAGCACAGCUAGUACAAAGAGUGGCAUCGGUUAUGCAGGAAUAUACACAGUCUGGUGGUGUACGUCCAUUUGGAGUGUCGUUAUUAAUUGCAGGCUGGGAUGAGGAGCGACCAUAUUUAUUCCAAUCGGAUCCUUCAGGAGCCUAUUUUGCAUGGAAGGCAACAGCAAUGGGAAAGAAUUAUGUGAAUGGUAAAACCUUCCUUGAAAAAAGAUACAAUGAAGAUCUUGAACUUGAAGAUGCUAUACACACAGCAAUUUUAACAUUAAAGGAAAGUUUUGAGGGUCAGAUGACGGAAGACAACAUUGAAGUUGGUAUUUGCAAUGAAGCUGGAUUUAAGCGACUCACUCCUGCUGAAGUCAAAGAUUACUUGGCUGCUAUAGCAUAAACGGCUUCCAGUCACGGUUUAGUUUUUUUUUUUUCUGCCACUAAAGGAUUCAAAAUGUUUCUUUGCAGAUUUUUUUGCAUACUUUCUUAUUUCUACCUGUCUUGACAGAUCUUUUUAAAAUGACAUGGUUCUAAUCACAAUAAAUAAUAUCAAAUACAA